AUGGCGGAGGAAGCGUCUGCCAAGUGUCAUUGUGGCCAGAUGUCCGACCAGAGCGGCAACCUCGACGUCGUUCACGUUCCUGGUCAGAAGCGCGAGUACACCGUAACCCUCAAAGGGGUUGAGCUCCACGACAAGGAGACGAUGGAGGUCGUCUGCACCAGCGAACUAGACAAGGCCGACGAGAUGAUCUUUUGGAUCAGGAGGAGCGCAUGUGGCUCGUAUCCCCACAUCAUCGGUGUUGAUGUGGAGUUUACCGAAGAUGAUGAACCUCCGCAGAUGACAGCAGUUCUGCAGUUCUGCGUGGAGGGUCUCUGCCUCGUGUACCACAUUGCUGCGGCCACAGAAUGGCCAAAGCGCCUCAAAGAGUUCCUACAGGAGGAGAAGUUGUUCACCUUUGCCGGUUUCGGCAUUAAAAAUGACAGGGACAAGUUGAAGAUGUUUGGUUUGGAGAUAAACCCCAACAAGCACAUCGACAUUCAGCGCAACUGGAGAGUUCCAUACAACGGAAAACCGUAUGACUCCUUGGCUGAUGUUGCAGCCAGCAUCAUCCACCCAUUCUAUAGCAAGAUGAAGAACAAGAUCGACAAGGAGGCAGACCAUAAACUGUGGGGGGUCAGCCCACUGCCAGAUUACUUCAUCGAGUACGCAGCAAUAGAUGCGUACGCCACCUACAAGUCGUGGAAGAUAAUCAACAACAUCAAAAGAGGUCUGGAAAUUUCAAAAGAGCAGGAAGAGGACCCCUACUACCACUGCCACUAUGCGGGAUGA
Molecule: messenger RNA, 768 nt
Organism: Aegilops tauschii subsp. strangulata
Lineage: Eukaryota; Viridiplantae; Streptophyta; Magnoliopsida; Poales; Poaceae
Biological process (GO): nucleobase-containing compound metabolic process
Cellular component (GO): cytoplasm; nucleus
Molecular function (GO): nucleic acid binding; 3'-5' exonuclease activity
Source: RefSeq, a predicted model, not a curated record